AAAGGACCUAACUAUUCUGAUGGGAGAUCUAAAUGCCAAAGUCGGAAUAGACAUUACUGGAUAUGAAGAUAUCAUGGUCUGGGAGAAAGAAACGAAAAUGGAGUAAGAUUUGCAAAUCUAUGUGCAUUCAACAAAUUGAUCAUAGGAGGCACAGUAUUUCCACACAAACGUAUACACAAGGCUACAUGGAUGUCACCGGACCACACUACAGAGAAUCAAAUAGAUCAUAUUUGCAUCAAUAAAAAAUUCUGAAGGACAAUGGAAGAUGUGAGAACCAGCAGAGGUGCUAACGUAGCUUCAGAUCACCACCUAGUUAUGGCCAAUUUAAAACUGAAGCUAAAAAAGAACUGGACAAGUGGACAAAUAGCACUACAAAGGUUCAAUACAGCCUUCCUUCGAGAUACUGACAAACUCAAUGAAUUCAAGAUUGCUCUCAACAACAGGUUCCAAGCCUUACAAGAUCUACGGAAGGAAGAAGAAACUAGUAUGGAGGACAACUGGAAAGGCAUCAAGGAAGCAUUAACUUUAACGUGUCAAGAGGUUCUGGGCCUAAAGAAAUACCAUCAUAAGAAGUGGAUCUCUACAGAAACACUGGACAAGAUCAAAGAAAGGAAGAACAAGAAGGCAGCAAUAAACAACAGCCGAACACGAGCAGAGAAAGUCCAAGCACAAGCUGAAUACAUAGAAGCAAACAAACAAGUGAAGAGGAGCAUUAAAGCCGACAAGAAGAAAUACGUGGAAGAACUAGCAACGACGGCAGAAAAAGCUGUUAGAGAAGGAAAUAUGAAACAGAUUUACGAUACAACGAAGAAACUAGCAGGGAAAUACAGUAAACCAGAGAGACCGGUCAAAGACAAAGAAGGCAAGCCAAUCACCGAAAUUCAACAUCAGCGGAACAGAUGUGUAGAAUACUUCGAGGAACUCCUGAAUAGGCCGGCUCCAAUGAAUCCACCGGACAUCGAAGCGGCACACACAGAUCUUCCCAUAGACGUCAACCCACCAAUGAAGGAAGAAAUCAGAAUGGCCGUCAGACAAAUCAAGAACGGGAAAGCAGCGGGUCCGGACAACAUACCAGCUGAAGCACUGAAGUCAGACAUCGAAGCAACUACAAACAUGCUUUACCUUCUAUUCAAAAAGAUUUGGGAAAAGGAACAAGUGCCGAUGGACUGGAAAGAAGGGCACCUCGUCAAGAUUCCAAAAAAAGGCGAUCUGAGCAAAUGUGAGAACUAUAGAGGCAUUACACUGCUGUCAAUACCAAGGAAGGUCUUCAACAGAGUGUUGCUGAACCGGAUGAAAGAUGCAGUAGAGGUCCAACUUCGAAAUCAACAAGCUGGAUUCCGUAAGGAUCGAUCAUGCACAGACCAAAUUGCAACACUACGGAUCAUCGUCGAACAAUCAGUUGAGUGGAAAUCAUCACUAUACAUCAACUUCAUUGAUUAUGAAAAAGCGUUUGACAGUAUAGAUAGGAGGACAUUAUGGAAACUUCUUCGACACUACGGAGUUCCUGAGAAGAUUGUCAACGUUAUCCGGAACUCAUACGACGGACUACAGUGCAAAGUCGUGCAUGGAGGACAGCUGACAGAUGCAUUCCAAGUAAAGACCGGAGUCAGACAAGGCUGUUUACUCUCUCCCUUCCUCUUUCUUCUGGUGGUCGACUGGAUUAUGAAGAUCUCGACAUCUGAAGGAAAACACGGAAUACAAUGGACAGCUCGAAAUCAUUUAGACGAUUUGGACUUCGCAGAUGACCUAGCCCUCCUAUCACGUACACACGAACAGAUGCAGAUGAAGACAGCCAGUGUAGCAGCAGUCUCUGCAUCAGUAGGCCUCAGUAUACACAAAGGGAAAACCAAAGUCCUCAAAUUCAAAGCGGAAAACAACAAUCUAAUCACUCUUGAUGGCGAAACUCUGGAAAAUGUAGAAUCCUUCUCAUACCUAGGAAGCAUCAUCGAUGAACAAGGAGGUUCAGAUGUAGACGUAAAAGCAAGGAUUGGCAAAGCAAGGACAGCAUUCCUACAGUUAAAGAAAAUAUGGAACUCAAAAAGCUUUCAACCAAUAUCAAAGUAAGAAUCUUCAAUACCAACGUCAAGGCAGUUCUACUGUAUGGAGCUGAAACUUGGAGAACUACAACAACCACAAUCAAGAAAGUACAAGUAUUUAUAAAUAGCUGUCUACGCAAGAUACUCAACAUCCAUUGGCCGGAUACCAUCAGCAAUAGCCUUCUGUGGGAGAGAACAAACCAACUUCCAGCUGAAGAAGAAAUUAGGAAAAGACGAUGGAAAUGGAUAGGACAUACAUUACGCAAAUCGUCAAAGUGCAUCACGAGGCAAGCCCUAACUUGGAAUCCUGAAGGGAAGCGAAAAAGAGGAAGGCCAAAGAACACAUUGCGUCGGAUAAUAGAAGCAGAUAUGAAAACGAUGAAUUACAACUGGACGGAGCUAGAAAGGAUUGCCCAGGACAGGGUUGGAUGGAGAAUACUGGUGAGCGGCUUAUGCUCCUUCACGAGGAGUAACAGGCGUAUGUAAGUAAGUAACGAUCUUCUUAAUUAACCCUGUUAUUUUAUGUCAAAAGAAUAAUAAUGUAGUUGGAUUUGUUGGCAACAACUGUCAAGAAUAUUGUAAGAUUAUGAAAGAGGGUAAUAAUAAAUGGGUUUGUUUCAGUCGAAUGAAAUUUUUCUAUCUAAAAGAUUUGUACAUACAUUUUCCUAUCCACAAUAUUAUGAGUUAUAGUACGUUCUAGUAUGUAAUACACAUGUAUUUGCAGUGAUUUAAAUAAUAUUUACGAUUUACCAGUGCUAAGCCAAUAUAACUGAAUUAAUUAUCCAUAAAUAUGCCAUAAAUGAGCCGAUUUGAAUAAGUAAUUCAAAUCAUAUUUUUAGACUACUAUGCUCUAUUAAGCUCAUAGUAACUAUUACAAAUAAUAAGUUAAACACACACUCGGAUCAAUAUAUAUAUAUAUACUGUUUCUUGUAUUCAAACGGUUUCGGAGUACGUAUAAUUAACUAAUAAUCAUUAUAUACAAUAUAAUUUAUAAACUAAAAUAUUGUUAAUCUGACGUCAAAAUUGUAAUAGAAUAAAAGCAAAUUUUAAAA
Molecule: messenger RNA, 3088 nt
Organism: Schistosoma margrebowiei
Lineage: Eukaryota; Metazoa; Platyhelminthes; Trematoda; Strigeidida; Schistosomatidae
Source: the annotation of a GenBank genome assembly